AUGCGGUUCGGACCAUAUAACCUUGCAAUCACCCUAUUGAUAUUUUUGCAAUGUAUCACCAACGUGUCUGCUGAACAUACAAAUAACUGGGCAGUCCUGGUCUCCACAUCAAGGUUCUGGUUUAAUUACAGACACAUGGCCAAUGUGUUGAGUAUGUACAGAACGGUGAAGAGAUUGGGGAUCCCUGAUUCACAAAUCAUCCUGAUGUUGAGCGAUGAUGUGGCUUGUAAUUCUAGAAAUUUAUUCCCCGGAAGUGUAUUCAAUAACAAGGAUCAUGCAAUCGAUUUGUAUGGGGAAAACGUAGAGGUCGAUUAUAGAGGCUACGAAGUCACAGUGGAAAACUUUAUUAGACUGUUAACUGAUAGGUGGUCUGAAGAUCAACCUAAAUCGAAACGAUUAUUGACAGAUGAGAAUUCAAAUAUCUUCAUAUAUAUGACAGGUCAUGGUGGAGAUGAUUUUUUGAAGUUCCAAGAUGCUGAAGAGAUUGCUUCAGAGGAUAUUGCAGAUGCUUUUGAACAAAUGCACGAAAAGAAGAGAUAUAAUGAAAUUUUCUUCAUGAUUGAUACUUGUCAGGCCAAUACCAUGUAUUCCAAAUUUUAUUCUCCAAAUAUAUUAGCCAUAGGAUCCAGUGAGAUUGAUGAAAGUUCCUAUUCUCAUCAUUCGGAUGUUGAGAUUGGUGUUGCUGUCAUUGAUAGGUUCACUUAUUAUACAUUAGAAUUCUUGGAAAAGGUGGAGAAAAAUUCGACAUUGACAUUACAGGACUUGUUCGACUCUUAUACUUUCGAGGACGUCCAUUCCCAUUAUGGUGUCAAGAAGGAUUUAUCGGAUAGGGAUCCAAAAGACAUGUUAAUUACUGAUUUUUUUGGAAACGUGCAAAAUAUGAUACCAGAUAAUAUUUCAAACCCUGAAACAAUCAAAAAGUAUUUAGAUGAGGAGGAAACUAUUCUUUCUAGAAAUGUUUUAAACUUAGCCAUUGAGAAAAGCAAACAAGAAACUAGCACGUCAACAGACUCACUAAACAAGAUUAAAAGAGUGGGUGCUAUAAAUGAUGACAUUGGUCACUCUAAGAACGAAAAUACUGAAUCUUAUUCUAUCAUAAUAAUGGGGUUGAUAUCUCUGUUGGUUGUAUUGGGACUCAUAUUGAGGCCAGCCUCGAAAGCUCAAUCCAUCGAGAGUAGUUUAUAA
Molecule: messenger RNA, 1185 nt
Organism: Naumovozyma castellii
Lineage: Eukaryota; Fungi; Ascomycota; Saccharomycetes; Saccharomycetales; Saccharomycetaceae
Gene: GPI8
Product: GPI-anchor transamidase
Exons: 1
Coding region: 1-1185 (394 amino acids)
Source: RefSeq, a predicted model, not a curated record